Messenger RNA from Oncorhynchus gorbuscha (pink salmon), 6008 nucleotides. Its product is annotated as serine/threonine-protein phosphatase 2A regulatory subunit B'' subunit alpha-like. Gene Ontology annotation, biological process: protein dephosphorylation. NCBI's taxonomy places the organism in Eukaryota, Metazoa, Chordata, Actinopteri, Salmoniformes, Salmonidae. The transcript is spliced from 14 exons. Gene Ontology annotation, molecular function: protein phosphatase regulator activity; calcium ion binding. The coding region runs from base 701 to 5743 and encodes 1680 amino acids. The record is from RefSeq and is a predicted model, not a curated record. Gene Ontology annotation, cellular component: protein phosphatase type 2A complex.
GAGGGAGAGGGAGAGGGAGGGAGAGAGAGAGAGAGAGAGAGAGUCGACAUCUGUGAAUCACAUCAAGGCAGCUGUGGUUAGAGUCUACUGCAGUUAUUUUACGAACGAGAGGCAGAGAGGGGGACUGAAGUGGAGAGAAGGAGAGAGAAGGACAAAAGGAGGGGGGGCCUGGGUGAGUUUCCAAGCCGAGGACGGUGAACCCUGAUCGGGGGGGGUCUUUCAGACGACAGUGGGGUUAGACCAGGCCCCUGGAGUUCCUUUGGAGAGAUGAGGACCUCUGAGAAGACAGUGUUUGGUGAUAAUCAAAUGAAUCCUGACUCUAAUGGAUCCUGUGAUUACAACAUGGAUUGACCUUUUCUUCUUCUCAUCUGAAGGGAUAUUUUCGUUUUUUUAUGUGGAUGUUUUUCUGUGUGGAAAUGUGUCUUAUUUUUUCUAAAUGAAUUUGGAGUUUCAUGUCUUUCUGGUGUGGAUUUUAAGGAGGCUGUUUAGUUGACUCUGUGGAUCUGAAACUGCCUCCACUCAUCUGAAGGGAUCUAAACAAUAACUAUUUUGGCCUUGGAUUUCUUUCACAUAUCAUUUUUUGCUGGAGUUUUGUGUUUUUUUCCAAUAUGUUUUUUUUAUGCAGUAAUUGAGACUGCUUUGUAACCUUGGUAACCAAGCGGUAACCAAGCGGUAACCACGCGUCAACUGAGCGGUAACCAUGGCAGCAGCCUAUCGCGUGGUAGUGAGCAGUGUUAGUUGCUACAGCAGCGUGGUGGUGGACCGUCGGGCUCAGAGUCACGCGGUGCACUACUGCUCCGGGUCAUGUGGGGCGCUGUCCCAGGGACUGGACUGUACUGUGGUCCAUCGCAGCACCUGCUCCGAGCUGCUGACCGCCCCCUCACACACACACACUCACACACACCCCGACCCCUCACACACAUUCACACACAACCUGACCCGAAACGCAAACUCUCCUCACCAAAUCCCCAACAGCUGUAAAUUUAGUAUCACCAGCUCUAUCGGGAGUUUUGGUGUUCCUAAUGAUCCAAACAGUGUGUAUGGUGUGGUGGGGGAGGACAGUCCUCCAUGGCGAGGUAAGAAGGCCAACACUACCACCACUACUACCAGCUCUGGUCCUGACCGGCCUCUCCAGAGCUCUGCCAGUCUGAAGGACAUCACAGGAGAAGCCAUCAACCUGGCCAGUGGCAAACUCAAAGAGUUCUCCUUCGAGAAGCUCCGCCUCUCCACCAGUCAUGUGACCUUCAGGAAAGGUCGCAAGGUCAGGCCGGACUCCUACAGCCGUCGGUCCACGGACCUCGACAUCGUCUACGGACACUUCACUGGGAACGUCGGAGGAACGGGGAAUGGGACUAUUACCGGAAAUGGAAACGCCAAUGAUGAGAACCUGCCUCCUUUCAGCGACACCAUCAAGGUGCUCAAAGGCCUAUCGCCUGCUAGCAUCACCGCCGGGGGCGGGUCUCUAUCCACAACCAGCCUAUCCAGUGUCUCCAGGGCUGGGGGCGGGUCCACCAGUAGCCUAUCCAGCGCCUGCUCUGGUUCCUUGGAGGCGGGGCUAAACACAGUGGCGUCUCUCUACCUCAGCUCAUUAGCCGACGAGUCCCUCAUCGCCCGGUUACUGGAGAAGACCCGUGCAGGGGAGGAGGGAGGAGUGGGAGGAGCAGGGGGGGAAGACAUACGGGCCUGUCUGGACAUUCUGGUCAAGUGUUCAGAGGACUUGAAGAAAUGUACUGACAUCAUCAAGCAGUGUAUCAGUAGGAAGAGUCCCGGGGGAGGGGAGGAUGGGGGAGCCAGUCCAGAGAGCAUCUACAGAGCUGUGAUGACUAGACUGAGCUCCUAUCUGAGGAAACUGCCUCUAGAGCUGGAGGGGGCUGGGUUAGGGUUAGGGUCAGGGUCAGGGGCUGGAGGUCAAGGAUCAGGGAUUGGAGGUAAUAGCGAGUUGGCCGAGCUGGUUAGUAGUCUCCAUAUGCUGCAGCAAGCUGCUGUCCCCUUCUCACCCAUAUUUGGGAAUGAUCAACCGCCACGGUAUGAGGACGUUGUUCAGAACCCUCCCUUACCCAAGAGCAGGGAUAUACUGCCACCCUCGUCACUCGCUCCAGACUCUUCUCUCUCUUUGUCCACUAUGCCUGAGACAGCAGGGAGACAUAAGGUUCAGACCAACGGGCUGCAGCACACACACACUCUGUCACACACACACUCUCCCUCACCGCACACACACACGUUGUCUAUUUCUACCCCUCCAUCCCAGGCACACACACCUUCAUCACAAACUCACACUCCGUCAGCGCUUACACACACUCCGUCCAUCUCCCCCAUGGAGGCUCUCUUCAUUGAGGAGGACGCAGACCUGGGAAGGGGGCUGAACAGGGCUUCCAGACACACACACUCACAAACCCCGACCAGAAGCCUCACACACACUCACAGUCGGAACGGGACAGCUUUUAGUCCACACACACCCCCCAGCUCCGCGCGCACACACCUCAGCCCCAAUCUCUCACAUGUACACGUUACACACACACUCCAGUCUGCUGGUGAAGACCUCACCUGCCCCCCAACCUCCGAACACACCCCUCCUGUCACUCAUAGAGACCACGACAUCGACAGGCUUCUGAUGGACUUGGAGUAUCUGUCGCAGAGCAUGGGUCGGGAGAGAGACCGAGUCAGAGAGGGAGAGAGAGAAAGAGAGGCGGAGCCCCCUCUCCCCGUUAAGACCAGACAGAGGGGGACAGAACAGGGGAACACCUCCACACAAACCCAACCCUGUCUCAAGACACAAACCCAAAUCAACCCCCAGGCUCAAAGGCCUGUUCUUGUUAGCCACCUAACCGCUAACGCCCAGGCCACUAGGUCGACCCCCAGCUCCCCUGCUCCUCUUCUCCAGGCAGAGGGCAGCGUGGUGGGGCUGGGAGAUGAGGAGGACAGGGCCCUGCUGCUGAGGAUCCUGGAGAGCAUUGAGAGCUUUGCCCAGGAGCUGGUGGACUCUGGGGGUAGUCCUGGGAACACUGGGAAGACUGGGGCUCAGAGCAAAGAGAAUGAGGUGAUGAGACUCCUACAGGACACUCUGGCUACUGCAGCCAAGACUGACACUCUGACGCAGGCCAAACUACCUGGAUCUCCACCCGCUGGGCAAGAUGUAUCCACACCUGCACUCAGACCUACAUCUGGUGCUGUAUCCACGCCUGCACCCAGACCUACAUCUGGUGCUGUAUCCACACCUGCACUCAGACCUACAUCUGGUGCUGUAUCCACGCCUGCACCCAGACCUACAUCUGGUGCUGUAUCCACGCCUGCACCCAGACCUACAUCUGGUGCUGUAUCCACGCCUGCACCCAGACCUACAUCUGGUGCUGUAUCCACGCCUGCACCCAGACCUACAUCUGGUGCUGUAUCCAUGCCUGCACCCAGACCUACAUCUGGUGCUGUAUCCACGCCUGCACUCAGACCUACAUCUGGUGCUGUAUCCACGCCUGCACUCAGACCUACAUCUGGUGCUGUAUCCACGCCUGCGCUCAGACCUACAUCUGGUGCUGUAUCCACGCCUGCACUCAGACCUACAUCUGGUGCUGUAUCCACGCCUGCACCCAGACCUACAUCUGGUGCUGUAUCCACGCCUGCACCCAGACCUACAUCUGGAGCUGUAUCCAUGCCUGCACCCAGACCUACAUCUGGAGCUGUUCCUACAGCUCUACCUAUCUCUUCAGCUCCCACACCUGUCCCUGUCCCUGUCCCUGUCCCUGUCCCUGUCCCUGUCCCUGUCCCUGUCCCUGUCCCUGUCCCUGUCCCUGUCCCCACAACCCUAGCAGAGUCUGUCGCUACAGACCAUGCUACACCUUCUGCCCUACCCACACCUGUUCCACCCCCUACAGUCGUACCCACACCUGUUCCACCCCCUACAGUCGUACCCACACCUUUUCCACCCCCUACAGUCGUACCCACACCUGUUCCACCCCCUACAGUCGUACCCACACCUGUUCCACCCCCUACAGUCGUACCCACACCUUCAGAAGCAGCCGCUAGACGUGAACAUCCUCCUGUAGCUGACCUGACAGCGGUACUUACCACCACGGCCACCUCUCCACCGGCUGUAACACCUGUCCCCUCCCCUGUCCCGCCCCCUACACCCUCCCCUGUCCCGCCCCCUACACCCACACCUGGAGAGGCACCUGUCGCUGCUCCUCCUGUUGCCGUGAGACACCCGAUUGCCCCUAGCGAUGUGGUUGCCCUGAGAGACAUCGGCUCGACGCUGCUCAUCCAGCAGACGCCCGAGGUGAUCAGAGUCCAGUCCAACAAGCAAGAUAAGAAAUCUGGCACCCCUCCUCCAGCCCCUCUCUCCCCCACCCCCUCUGUUUCUCCCCCCCACCGCUCCCCCUCUCCUCCCCCACUCCAGUCGUCCUCCCCCUCCUCCUCCACCUCCCCCACCUCCCCUGCCCUCAACAUUCCCCGCUUCUACUACCCUCGAGGGUUACCGGGGGCAACAAAAGUUAACCACGAUGCGGCCAUCACUGCCAUAGAAACCGCCUUCACAGAGUUUGAGGAGGAGAAGGCUGAUAUUUACGAGAUGGGCAAGAUCGCUAAGGCAUGUGGCUGUCCUCUGUACUGGAAGGCAGCCAUGUUUAACGGAGCGGGAGGAGAGAGGACCGGCUUCGUCUCUGUUCACUCCUUCAUCGCUACCUGGAGAAAGUUGUUACAUAGUUGCUAUGACGAUUCGUCUAAGUUUAUCUACCUCCUGGCGAAGCCUGGCUGUUCCUACCUGGACCAGGAGGACUUCAUACCUUUAUUACAGGACAUAGUGGACACCCACCCGGGACUGACGUUCUUGAAGGAUGCCCCAGAAUUCCAUUCCCGUUACAUCACCACCGUGAUUCAGCGGAUAUUCUAUGUGGUCAACCGCUCGUGGACGGGUCGUAUCACCAUGACGGAACUACGCAGGAGCAACUUCCUGCAGACCCUGGCCCUGUUGGAAGAGGAGGAUGAUAUCAACCAGAUAACAGAUUAUUUCUCUUAUGAGCAUUUCUAUGUGAUCUACUGUAAGUUCUGGGAGUUGGACACGGACCACGACCUUUACAUUGACCCUAAGGACCUGGCUCGUUACAACGACCACGCAUCCUCAAGCAGAAUCAUUGAGAGGUUGUUCUCAGGAGCCGUUACACGGGGUAGCUCAGUGCAGAGAGAAGGGAGGAUGAGUUAUGCAGAGUUCAGCUGGUUCCUCAUCUCAGAGGAAGACAAGAAAAGCCCUACAAGUAUAGAGUACUGGUUCAGGUGUAUGGACACAGAUGGGGACGGUGUGUUGUCUAUGUUUGAGUUGGAGUACUUCUAUGAGGAGCAGUGUAGUAGGAUGGAGGGGAUGGGCAUUGAACCCCUACCUUUCACAGACCUGCUCUGUCAGAUGCUAGACCUUGUCAAACCUGAAAGCCAAGGUAAGAUAACCCUGUCUGAUCUGAAGAGGUGUAGGAUGGCUCAUAUAUUCUUCGACACGUUCUUCAACCUGGAGAAAUACCUGGACCACGAGCAGAGAGACCCCUUCGCUUUGCAGAAGGACAUAGACAAUGAGUGUCCAGAGCCUUCAGACUGGGAUAAAUACGCUUCAGAGGAGUAUGAGAUCCUGGUGGCGGAGGAGACAGCUAAUGAACAGCUGCAUGAGGGGACGUUUGAUGAUGACUAUGAGGAGGCGGAGCUUCCUGUUCAAGGAGAGAUGGUUGGGAAUAAGAUGGAUAAGCUGCUCAUAUCAGAUCUGUCAGCAUGAAAUUCCCAAAGCCUGGAAUACCGCUCCCUUCUCCUUGGAUAUACAGGAGACAGGGGAGAGAGGAAGAGGGAUGGACGGGGAGAAAUUGGUAAAAAGCUAAAGCGAUGGAGGACUCCAAACUCUCUCAGCUUCUCCUUUCAUACACAGACAGGGACAGAAGAAAUGGUGAGAAGACAGAGGGAUGGACUAAACGAGAGAGAGGAUGGAGAGAAGGAGAGAGAGGAUGGACAGAAUGAGAGAGAGGAUGGACAUAAGGAGAGAUAGG